Molecule: messenger RNA, 8929 nt
Organism: Brassica rapa (field mustard)
Lineage: Eukaryota; Viridiplantae; Streptophyta; Magnoliopsida; Brassicales; Brassicaceae
Product: homeobox-leucine zipper protein ATHB-53
Biological process (GO): positive regulation of DNA-templated transcription
Cellular component (GO): nucleus
Molecular function (GO): sequence-specific DNA binding; DNA-binding transcription factor activity, RNA polymerase II-specific
Source: RefSeq, a predicted model, not a curated record
UUACUAUUUUGUGAACUUUCCUUUUCUUAUGAAAUCAUAUUAUGUAUACAUAUAUUUUUCGUUUUUAAAUUAUUUUUAAAACUUUAUAAAUGUUUCCUUUUUAUUUAUUUUGUUAUUUGGAAAAUUUUAAAAAGGAAAUAAUAAUAUUUGAAAGUACUUUUUUAUUUCAUUAUGGGUAUCGUAGUAAUCAACCAUUGUGAGAGUGAACGUGAGCGCGACACAUAGGAAAGUGACAUCUCAAAUAAUAUUAUAGAGAUAGGAUAGUUAUAGUACGAAUUUGCUGAUUGAUAAGCUUUUGAUUAAUUAAAAGAAAGCAAAAACGUAUGGAAUAUUUCUACCCACUUAUCUAUCUGUUACGCAAAACUGAUGAGAGUUGGAAGUACGGGAAACAAGGAAGGCAAAUGUUGGGAUAAACAUGACAUUUAAUUAUUUUAAUCAUUUAGCUUUACUGAUGAUUAAGUCGGAUUAGUUUAUUUAAACAUACAUUAUUAUAUAACUAAAAAGGACAAAUUAAUCGGAAGUCCUAACUCAAAAGCAUAUGAUAAAAGGAAUCUAUCCCGUGCCAUAUGCGCAUCUUCUUUCCUAUUGAUCAAUAAGAAGUAUUUUCUCUCCUUUUCCUCCUAUGAAUGUAAAUAUACACCUCUAUGAAUAUAAAAAAUAAACCCUAGUUAACGACUGUAUGAUUUUUAUCGGUACUUUCAAACUAGAGUUUGACAUUGUUGCUUGGGUUUGAAUGCCUAUCUCACAUUUAUUACAACUUGUAUAUAAUCCCUUUUUUUUUUUUUGAACUUAGAUAAUCCCAUAUUAAGAGAAGAGUAAACAAACCUACGCGAACUCCAAAUCUUAUCCAUAUAAAAAAUUUAAACAUUACAUAUGCCACUAAACUAAAUUACUUUACCUACAUAUCCACCCACAUAAAGUCUAUCAAAACCACAUAUAUCGCUUAAUGGCUAAGACAACAAAGUACAAAUUCAAGGUGGUGCAUGUAGCUCUGCCUUUUGGGGUGAUUUUAUUAUGUUUUUAAUAUAUAGAUUCGACUUUAGCUUUUGUGUGAUAAUGUUGUAAAUGCGACUAACGAUCAACUUAGUUAUAUCAAACAUAAAUAAACAUAGACUGGUAUUUUGUAGCCUCAACUUUGAAGGUAUUUCCAUACCGUGUAGAGACGUAGAGUUUUUGGGGUUUUUAAAAAGUUCGUUAUAUACGAAAGGAAACUUCUGAAGUCAAACGAUAUAAUGGGGAUGAUUGGUUGGGGCUGUAGAUGCUCUGGACAGCCAAAAUUUAGUCUACAGCUAUAUAUCUCAACCAAUCGAGCUUUGCUUUCCUUAAAAAGCUCACAGCAAAAUAAUCUCUGCAAAAUCAAAAUAUGGCUGUAGAGAGCUUUAUUUCCAGAGCAAAAAAAUAGUGCUUUAGAAAUCUACAGCAAGGAAAGCUACAGCAAAUAAAUCUACAGAUUAAAUUCUACAGCAAAAAAUAUAAAGCUACAGCACUUACCAAUCAUCCCCAAUAUCAAUAGAGCAAUUUCACCAACCAUACGUUCUUUUUAUAAUAUUUUGGAUCUGGCAUGGAUCGAUUUCCCCCAAAAAACUUUCAAAACAAAAGGAAAAAAAAAAGAUACUUCAUGUGUUCAUAUAUAAAUAGUUUUAAACAAAAAAAAAUUGUUUCAGAAUAUACAUAAUUUUCAUAUUUCACUGUAGUUUUUUAUUUAUUGGAUGUUGUAUAAUCAAUUAAAUAAUAUUUAUUUUUUAUAAUUAGUUGAAUUUAUUAAUUAGAUAUUUUGAAAAGGUAACAAAAAGUAUAUAUUUACGUUAUUCCUCCUAAACACUCUCAUUCAUUCAUUUGUAUUCUAUACAUUGUACAUGUGUAAAAUUCAGUUAUUUUAUACUAUAAGAGGAUGGUAUAAUAUAAUAAAAAAAACAAGAUUCAAUAUUGGGGUACUAAUCAGUAAUCAAUAACCAAACCCACUUUAAUGUUGAAAAAAAUAAACAAAAUGCAAUCGGUAGAAGUCAAACAAAGAUGGAGGAGGAAUCUGUAGAAAGGAGAGGCCCGGAGAAGGAGGGAACGUGAGAGGACACGUGGCAGAAGUAGAAGUGUGGUCCAAGGAAAAAGGAGUAUUAGGGAGACGACACGUAACAAAAUUAGUAAGCAUGCCCAUGUGGCCUCUUAAAUUUACAUCACUCCUUUCACUUGCGUGGAACUCGUCUUUGUCAAUCACUUUCAUUCCUUCCUUCGUCAUUAGUAUUCUUUUAAUAAGUACUUACUUACAUUAAUAGUAGGAUAACUAUUUGUUUGUGUAAAUAAAACAAGUAAACAACUACUUCAAUCUCGUUUAUGUAAACAUAACCGGAAAACUUGCAACAUAACCGGUUAUGUACACCUCUUAUCUGAUCUUGAUCGUACGUGUAAUCCAUACCAUAUUAUUAUUACAUGCAUGUGCUUCCACAUUAACAAAUACCGUUCUUUCACGAAACUAUCUAUAAGUUUUAUCUACAAACACGUUCGAGUUGAGAUAUACGUGUGCAUAUAUAUCUAGAUUAAGCGAAUCAAAUUAUAGAAUGUGACGUAAUAAACUUGUAUAAGAGACAAUAUGAUGGCCCGACAGCGGACACCAUUUAUAAAAUCACAUUUAUACGUCUGGAAAAGAACUUUAACAUAUGUGAGUUGUAUGAUGUGUCUCCCUCCAAUUGUGAGAAUAGCUAUGGGGGGAGGUGGGCAUACAACCAACAUAACUUUAUCCGUUUCAUAUUAUAAUUGGAUGAAGAAAAUCAACCUACAUUACCCGAAUAUCUUAAUUCAAAAUAUCAAAGACGACAUGGUUAUAAAUAUACCGAGAUAAAUCUUCUAUACAUGGUUUAAAUUAGAUUUUACGGUCCAACUGACAUCUUUAAUCUCCUCCCUUCAAGUCGUAUUUUGGUAAAAAUAAAAUAAAAUACCAAGUUACGUGAAAUACUUUUGGCACUUCGAUUAUCUCUUAGAGCAACAUUAAUGGUUAAGUUUCUCACCAAAAUUUCUACACGUUAUUAUAACAAUAUUUUAACAUAUUUAGUUUUGUAAUUAAAUUUUAAUGUUUAAGAAAAAUUGUACCAAUAAUCAAGUGGUAAGUGGAGAUAUGGUACCUUCCCAAAACUCCAACGUUUCUUCUGUGACAAUCGAUUCUCAUGUUUCUCAUAUUCUCUUUCAUAUUUUUCUGUUCUUUUUUUUUUUUUUUUUUUUUUUUUUGAUCAAAUCAUAUUUUUCUGUUCUUUAUUAAUAUUUAUCUUGAGGUACUUUACAAAGAAACUAUCGAUGAUGGUGCUCUUAUUGUUUUUUAACCUGCAACAAAAGUACAGUAGCUAAGUUGAAUUUUAUCGCCGUCCCCUUUUGAAGGCCUCGUGAACCUCACGUGCAUAGCCGUCACUCAAUGUCGGAAUACACUUUCCUUAUCUUCUUCUGUGAACUAUUUAUUUCUUCCUAAUUAUAUACCUUCCUAUGAUUUCUGUUCGUUUCCUAGUUCUUUCGCAUUACACACAUAAAAAAGGCACACUCUAUAACCUUUAUUCUUUUUUUUUUACCAAGUGUCCAUUCUUCUACAAUGAAAGUGUAGACUACUAUUUCUUUUCUUUUUUAACAACAUGUACUAUUUAAAACCUACAAUCAUGUCAACUAUAUAUAUAUAUUUGCUUGGAACCCCUUAAAAGCAGGCGCAAUGCAUGUUAAAGGAAUAUACAAGUUCACAAAGCCUUCGUUGAAUUUGUAUUUGGCUUAGUAUGCGUAUUUCAUUUAGAUAUAUUUUCCUUACAACUUUGAAAUACUUUUACAAAAUAUGACCGUAGGUCUCACACACCUUUAACGUUCGAUGAUACGCGCAAGUCUCAAAAUAUUUAUGUUUUUAAUUUAAGGUAACAUGAUUCUAUAUGAAUUUUGUUUUCCGGCGUUAUGAUAAUUUAUGACAGAAGAAAUUCCGUUAGCCUGAUGAACAGAAGAGUGUUUAGUGGUUAGCAUGCGCAUACGUACAACGCAAAGGAGGUCAUGUUCAGUUAAUCGCACGGCGGAUUAUUAUAACACUCUUGAUGAAGCAAAAUUCAGAACGAUGAUGUUUCAAAUAAAUUAGUAAAAAAGAAAAUUCGGGAAGAUUCGUGGUUAUAUAUUUAUAGUCACUACAUAGUAGGUAGUGUAAAAUAAUACUCAGUAGGGAAAACGGGAAAAGGAGGAGCAUGUUGCUUUUCAAAUGGAAAUGGGUGGUCUCGAGCUCCGAAAACAAAGAAAGAAAAAUCCCUACAAAAUUGACUAAUUAACAGUAUGCUAAAACAAGCAAAGACAAAGACAGUUUGUGUAUACAGAUUGUAGACAAACACGAAUUAUAUAAAACACAAAACACAUUAAUAUCCAAUAGUUAUCCACAUGAUCGAAUCACUUGAUUACUUCAGAAUUUAGUCGCCUUCGGGAUCCACACCACGUCUCUUGUCCUGAAUAGUCAGCCACCUUAUUUCUAUGUUUUACUACUUCCGUUAUAAUGAAAAUUAUGAUGAAAUGCGGCUUUCCUCUUAUUUUCUUAUCAUAACGAGAAUUCAUUACUUUUAAAGUUUCAACUUGAAACUUUCAACUAUUACUUGCAUCUUAUAUCUAAGAGCAUGAAAAUGUUUAUUUUAUAAUUUUUUGAUUCAGUUAAUAAAAAUCAAAAUAAAUAAUUUUAUUUUAUUUCAAACACUUUUGUUAAUCACUUAUAGAAGAAAUAUAUAAAUAGUGCUAAAAUUUGAUUUUUUUUGUUUUUUUCUUAUGUUAUGUAAAAAAAAUAUUAUAUGCUAAUGUUUAGUUUACAUUAAAUAGUAAUUAUGUUACUAAAACAAAAUAAUUGAAUAACAUUAGUAUAUAUGAAAAAGUGAAAAGGUUAUUAUUAAUUAAUAAUAAAUUGGAUAUAUAAUUUAUUUAGAUAUUUUUUUACAAAGAGAAAAUGAAGCAAACAUUUGAAGUAAAUGUUGUUUCAUUUUGAAGAAAAUAAACUUUGAAGAUAAAUAUAUAGUCAAUCACUCGAUAUGUGCUAAAAAUAUCUCAAUAACUGAACAUAUACAUAAGUGCAUCAUCCUCGAAUGUUUACCCCCGGAGAAUAUAAAAUAUUUUUUUGAACAACAGAAUAUAAAAUAUCUAUAUUUGAACACGUAUAUCAUACUCACAAAAGCAUUUUAUAUUCAACGCACUGUCCUAAUUAAGGGAAAUAAAUAAUAGAUGGCAUAAGUGUAAAUAAAGCAGGGAAAAUAACUCAAGAAUAAUUAAGGUCAUAAUCUUCCAGCUUAUAAAAAGCAUCUCAUAGGACUCAAACCUUACCCAAAGUCAUUUCCUAUUGUAUCAUUCUCCUUCAAACAUAGUCAGAUAAAAACAGCAACUCUUGUCUGAAAAAAACUAGAGAGAAAGAGAGAGAGGAUAAAGAAUGGAUCAAACGGUACUAAGCUCUCAAGUGUACCCAUACACGAUCCAAACCCAAAGCGAGUGCAUCAUCGUGAACCAGAUCGAUGGAUCAUCAUCAGGCGACGGAUCAAAGCCAGUGAAACGGCGGAGGAAGAGGAGAAGCAAAGGGUCGUCAUCAGCCACCAACGAAGAUGACGUAAGGGCGAUGGAAAGGAUGUUUAGGAAGAGGAAGUUGACCGAUGAGCAAGUGAUUAUGCUAGAAUAUAGCUUCGAGAACGAGCAUAAGCUUGAGUCAGGGAGGAAAGAGAAGAUUGCGGGAGAGUUAGGCCUUGACCCGAGACAGGUGGCUGUAUGGUUCCAGAACCGCCGUGCAAGGUGGAAGAACAAGAAACUCGAGGAAGAGUACGCUAAACUCAAGAGCCAACACGACUCAGACGUCCUCGGCCAAUGUCAGCUCGAGUCUCAGGUGAUAAAACUGACAGAACAACUGAGUGAAGCUCAGAAUGAGAUACGAAAACUUUCAGAACUUGUUGUUGUCCAAGAAACAUCAACAAACAGUUCAAGUUCAUCGUUUUCUAUUGAAGCCAAUGAUGCACCAACUGAUUUCGAAUUUUCACCGAUGGAUACUAUCAAUGACAACAUUCCAUUAUACAUGUUGGAUAAUAACUAUUAUUUACAAAACAUGGAGUAUUGGGAUGGUUUGUAUGUGCAAUUUUAACAGCUUAAGUAAUUUGAAGUCUUAAGGAUGAAAAACAUGUUGUAGAGGUAAUGUAGAAAUGGAUGUUGGCCACUGUUGUAAAUGUAAUGUUUUAAGUAUCUAUUAUAAUAUAUAUAUAAAAUGGUUAUUCUAGUUUCAUACAUAUAAAAAUCUGAUAUGCCUACUUCCAAAGCAUGCAUAAUUUAACUUUCACUGUUACCAAAUUGGUCAGCUGAAAACAGUAGGCAUUAUCUGGUGUGGGGGGCUCAGUUAUUACCGUGACAAAAGCAAAAGGAGGAGGAGUCAGCGAUAUGUGUGGCCUUUGAAGCUGGUGUAACAUAAGAGACGACGGCGGUGAUGUCAUCAAGCUUUCCUCCGUAAAACCUGUAGCCAGCCAGCCUCCUGAGCCACGUCUGCGAAAGGACUCUGCCGUUGUUUGGGGUCUAAUCCGGGCCUAACGGAAACAUCUGUGAUCUCAUCGUUGUAGAGGUUAUCAUAGGCGACACCAUCCGUUCCCGCCACAAUCACAUCAAUCAUGAAUACAAGCAGUGGAGGAGCCCUUUGGCUGUGGUUUGAGAAUGUGCUUUCUCUAACACCAUUAACGGGUCAACAGAAGAAUCCUUCUUAGCCUGUUCUCUAAUAGCCAGCCAGCCAGAAGACUACUUGACUUGACUUGACUUGUAGAAGAGAACCAGAAGCAGCAGACAUGAGGGCUCCUCCUCUCCUUCCGGAAUCAGAAAACAAUCUCCAGGGAGAAGAAGAAGCUCUUCUUACUUGUUGCAGCAAAAUGAGAGAGAGAGAGAGAGACCAGUUGAGAGGUUUAAUCUGGAUAGACAAAGUGGUGGUAGCUGACAUCUGAUUCUGAAUAAAAGAUAAACAUCUUCCACUGCUUAUGAAAAAUACAGACACACUUUAAAUUCAAAGAGCUACAUCUUAACUGGCUUUUCAGUCUUGAGAGAGAGAUUUAGGUUUUAUUAGUUUACGAUUGAACAAGUGAAAGCCCCACUCCACUCCACUGCACCGCACCAAACUCCUACUCCUCCUCCUUCAUCUCCAGCCGCUAGCUCUCCUCAUUCCUUGGGUCUUUCGAGUUCAUAUUAUCUUAUGUGUGAUAUAGCUUUGAGAGGUCUUCCUAUUAAUGGCCUUCCAAUAUUUAUGUAACCCACCUACUAGCCAGCCAGCCACACUAGUCUUUCCAAAUUCACUUGUUUUUUUAAAUUUUGAUUUUGCACUGCAACUACUCAAAUGAUUAAGGGAUCUUUCUUAUUUCUACUGAGUACUAGCAAUAACCUCUACUAGUAUGUUAAUAUGCAGAUUGAUUUUACCAGAUAAAUAUCUUCUAGGUAGAUUUGUCUGUGUAUAUAUGUCAUGUCUUCUCUAAGUCUUGAAAACAAAAAAAAAAAAAUAAUAAUAAGAGAUACCAUGGAAUGGAUAACUCCUACUAUGGAUGGACAUGGACCUACGAACGAUCAACAUUGUUUGGUCGAUUCUCCCAAUCAAAAUCACUGGUCAAGUCGAUUGGUACAUUUCAUUGGAUUAUCUGUCCAAAAUUAGGAGUUUUCGAAAAAUUGUCUUUUUGGUAAAAAUAUCCCCACACCUAACAAGCAAAGAUACAAAAGUAAAAGUCAUACCUCAUCUCCUUAUUUUUCCCUCAUCAGUGCAAAAAUUCGAUCCCACCGUCGUUACAAACAUCAUACAUUAAUAACACAAAUUUCAAUCCUCACCUCAUGAUGAUCCCCAAAAAAAUCGAAAAUUAACUGUUGUUGUUGUUUCUGCUAAGCUAUAAGCUUUAUGUACUUUAUGAUUAAAAUUCACACUGGGGGAACAACAACACUAGAGCUGCCUGCUGCUUUCACUAUUAAACAAAAAUACCAAAACAUAUACUCUUAUAAACUACACUCUUCUUCUACUCUCUCUUAGGAACUUGUUCUACCAAUGUCUUUGCCUGAAAACUCCCCCGCCGUCCCAAACAGAGCCGACAACCCUCCACCGGGGUUACUACUUCCAUUACCAACAGCUCUUCCCAAACCUAAAAAGUCAAGCGUUGUCUGUUUCGGACCACGACGGUGGAGCCGGAGGUUCUGGUCUCGUUGAAAGCCUUUGUUGCAGAUUUCGCACACGAAUCGGUUCUUUGCCAUCAGAGUUUUGGGUGACAAGGCUAUCACCUCCGCUUCUGGAUCUGUUGUUGCAACAAUAUGAGUAGUUUGGAAAAAAAAAGAAAAAAAAAGAGACAACGUACCAGGCAUUCCGGGGAGGUUCCGUGAGACGCUUCUUGCAUCCCCGGAUGAAUUAUCUAAAUCAACCGGCGGCAUAAAUCCUCAGACUCUGUUUUUCAGCUACCAAGUCAGUCAGUCUAUCAGCUUUUCGUUAUAAAAACAAACAAACCUUUUUUUUCCACCAAACCUUUUUUUUCUCAACUCUCUUCCCUAGAAAAGAUCAAAACCUCAUUGCCCGAGAAAUAUACUAAUUAUUUAACCCUCAACUCUCUCUCUCUCUCUCUCUCUCUCUCUCUCUAGUCUCUGUUUCAACGGCUUAGAUUCCACCGGAGUUUGAUCCACACCCAAGGCGGCUUCGUUUGUGAGACUUCUUCUUCUUCUUUUUUCGGGCUUCUUUUGCUUGUCCCAGACAAAGGAGCUUUCUUCAUCUUCUUCUUCUUUCUCUCUCUCGAUAGGGGACAAUUAUACUAUUUUUUUUUUCAACUUUUCUGCCUUGAAAAUAUAUUUAUUUAUUUACCUACAAUUUCUUUUAUACUUGUGUCGGCUUUCCUUUUUUUUUAAUAUUAUGAGUUUUGGAUUCCCAUGUACAAUAUUUUAAUUAAUACAAAUUCUUUUAUCCGCUGAGGAUUCCAGACCA